Molecule: messenger RNA, 985 nt
Organism: Paramecium sonneborni
Lineage: Eukaryota; Ciliophora; Oligohymenophorea; Peniculida; Parameciidae
Source: the annotation of a GenBank genome assembly
AUGAGCAAUGAUCUAUAAAAUUCAUAUGAAAAUCUUAAGAAAAUAAUGAAGAAAGCUGAUUAUAAAGAAUAAUUUUCAUUUGAAUAUGUAAAUAAUAAUAAUCCAACCUUUUUUUUGAGAAUACUUCACUAUAUAUUAAACGAAUAUAAUUCAAGCUUUUAUAAAUGUACUAAUUAGUUAAGAUUGUUUGUUAGCCUUAGUAGAUAAAGGAUAUGAGCGAUAUUCCAAAAAUGAAUUAAGAUUUAUAGAAUAAGUAUUCAAAAUGCUUCAAUUAGAAUUCAACUAUAAAUCAUAAAUAAAUAUUGCUUAAUUUUUAUCAGAGCAAUAUUUAGAGCAUAAAUUAAUUUUAAUUAAUGAUAUUUUUAAUGAAGUAUUUUAGAGAACAAAAAAGGAAAAAAAAGUGAAUUAAUUAAAAGGAUAAGAAAAUAUUUCAAAUAUAUAAAACACAUAAAAAUUAUAAGAGUCAAACAAUAAAUAGAAAACUUAAGUAUUUGUAAAAAGAGAGAAUUUCUAAACUGAAGAUGAUGAAGAAGAUAUAGAAUAAUUAAAAAGACCUGAACCUUAUAAAAUAAAUUUAUAAAAUGAAUUAGUUCCAAGAAUGACAUCUUGCAAUUAAGAAUAAUUUUAAUAAUAAUUAGAAUAAUAAUGCAAUUAUACUUAAAAAUAUGAAUAAUAGCCAUUUCCUCCUUAAUCUGAUGAGAAGAAUGAUUAUUAAAAUGAAAUUUAAGUUUAAUAGGCAUUCAAAUAAAAAAUUAAUUAAGUUUAAGUUUAAUAAAAUCUUACAACUUAAUCAAAUAAUUAAAUUCAAUAAAACAAUGUGACUCAUCAAGAUCUUUAAAAAUUGAUGUAAGUAAUUAUGCUAAGUAAUGAUAAUAUUAAGUCGAUUAUGUAAAAAUUUUCAGAAUUAUAGACAACAGUUAACAUAGCUUUAGCAAACUUUGAUCAGAGAUUGACAAGAUUGGAAUUAAAAAUUCGUGAUUAAUGA